Messenger RNA from Cyclopterus lumpus (lumpfish), 750 nucleotides. RefSeq names its product stathmin 2a (gene stmn2a). The transcript has 5 exons. Gene Ontology annotation, cellular component: growth cone; cytoplasm; neuron projection. Gene Ontology annotation, biological process: microtubule depolymerization; regulation of microtubule polymerization or depolymerization; neuron projection development. Lineage: Eukaryota; Metazoa; Chordata; Actinopteri; Perciformes; Cyclopteridae. The coding region runs from base 1 to 540 and encodes 179 amino acids. The record is from RefSeq and is a predicted model, not a curated record. Gene Ontology annotation, molecular function: tubulin binding.
AUGGCCAAAACAGCAAUCGCAUAUAAAGAGAAGAUGAAGGAGCUGUCCGUCCUCUCCCUCAUCUGCUCCUGCUUCUACCCAGAGGCACGCAACAAGCUUGUGUCUGAGUUUGAAGACAUGGAGGUGAAAGCUAUAAACAAGCGACGCUCUGGCCAGGCCUUUGAGGUGAUUCUCAAGCCCCCGUCUCCAGUGUCAGAUGUGGCCCACAACCUCCCCUCACCCCCAAAGAGGGACAUCUCCUUGGAGGACAUUGAGAAGAAACUUGAGGCUGCUGAAGACCGGAGGAAGUAUCAAGAGGCCCAGGUGCUGAGGGCUCUGGCAGAAAAACGAGACCAUGAGAGGGAAGUGUUGCUAAAGGCCAUGGAAGAGAACAGCAACUUCAGCAAAAUGGCCGAGGAGAAGCUCCAGAUGAAGAUGGAUCAGAUCAAGGAGAACCGUGACGCCCAUCUGGCCGCCAUGAUUGAGCGUCUACAGGAGAAGGAGAUACAUGCAGCUUUGGUGCGCAAGAACAAAGAGCUGAGGGAAGAGCUGACAGCAUGAGCCUCGCACAAGUCCUGACUUCCAUGGUCCAUCAACGUCCCCCCAUCCAGUCCCACCCCCCUUCCUCGCCCUGCCCUCACCCUCCUCAGACACCCAACAGACACCCAACCCUGGAGACCAUCACAUCACAACACACCACACCACCAGUACUCACCACUAUCAGUAUUAUCAGUGGAUACAAACAUCAUUAACACUCAUCUUGAGAGUUUA